CACAGACUCCCUAAUCGAGGUUUGCGGAGCCCAUUCCCCCUCGCGCCCAAAGUCCAGUCAACGUGGCGGACUUUUGGGGGAAUGAUCGUAUGAUCGCAGGAGAUGCUGAUGUGGGUCGCGAAGGUUUGACCGCAUAAUAUGCGACUUGGAAUUGAAGGACGGCGUCACUGACCCGCUUUGUCGAUAACGCUGAUGUUCAAAAGCAAGCUUCUAAUUUGGACGUAUUCGAAUUAGGUAUUUGCAGGGGUAGCUUCUCAGGCGUGUCUCCGCGAUGUUCAUCUAUGGAUCUCAGCAGUACAAUCGGAACGGUAGAUUUGGAAUGAGGUGGCGGAGUCUCCAUACGUGCCGAUCACGUCUCCUCGUCCUCAGUCUCUGUCUCGUGCUCCUGUCCACUGCUUCAAACCAACCCCCUUUGUUAUGUCCGAUUUCCGGACCAAGUGUCCGAGAUCCGAAUUCAAGUGAAAUUUAGGUACUUUUUUACACGGUUUUUCUGCGCGGAUUGUUGAGGUUGUCAAGCGGUUAAUGGUGGGGUUUUGUUCCGCUUGAGAUAAUUCGUGAUUUGUUGGCUGUUGUGAGCUGGUUGGAUUCUUUCUCUUUGUGGAAGCUGACUGUAACUGUACGAUUUUUUUUUUUGGGUAGCGUACAUAGGGAAUGUGAGUUUCUGAGAGGCGAAGAGAAAUUUUGUAGCAUGGAUUUUGGGAUCACUCACUCGGCGGCAUCACGUCUUUGAUUAGCGGGAGUCUGUUGUGUAAACCUGAAACAUCGCAGCGGAGAAGUGUUUUUGUUGUGAACUCGAUGGCGUAUUUUUUAGAUGGUCGGAUUUUGUACAGGAGGGGUUUUACGAAAACUAAUGCAUAUGCUCGUUUGCUGUAACCGUAAACUGUUUCAUGCCGAUCCUACUUGUGUUAGGGUUUGAGAUUAUCAGUACCUUUGUCUUUAGUUGAAGUCAACUUACGAGCACGUAGGGCUACAUUGAACCUCUUUGCAUGGCUUGGAAAUGGUUUAUUUUAGGCUUCGAAGAUGCAAUUCAACUACAAUGAGUUUCUAUGACGGAUUCGCGAAAUUUUAGAUAAACCACCCGUAUUGGUGCAAAUACAAACAUCUUGUACCUACGAGAGCACUGAAAUGAGGUUGUAGUUUUUCAUUUUAAGUGCAAAAAUGACCCCUGAAGAAAGUUUGUCGGGCGAAGUGCCAAGGAUUUCUAAGGAUCAGUCGAACGUCAGCACCAGGUCAUCGGGCACAUUUACUCCAACUUCAAAGAAUGAGCAUAGCUGGGAGGAGCCCCUUUCUCGACCGCUAGCAACACUUUGUCAAGCUUAAGCUGCUUGCCACUCACUUCUCCCCUCCAGCAUAUCGAUGAAAAUCUGUGUUUUAGGAUACUAUCCUGUACAAAUUGUAAACACGAGAGAAUGAUUCAAAUUUGUCUUAUGUUCAACCAGCCGUCUUUUCCUCAGGGACAGGGACGUCAGGACAGCAAGCCGUAUGUAGAUUAUUAUUAAUCUACUGUCAUUCGCCCUCAUAAACCUCGUUGGGAUAGUAUUUGAAACCUCUAUGCCUGAGUUGGAGUCCUUUCCUGGUGGGCGUUCACAGGACGUGCCGUCUGUGAGCAAUGAAGCCCAAACAGGCGAGAGGAUUGAGGCAGAUAGAAAACCACAGGGGGAAAUCGCGGUCAUGGUUAGGAGGGAUUCGGAAGAAGUUUCCAAUGGAGCACCUAAGAGGACAGCUUCUGGUUCACAAAGAUUAUCUGGCUCGCAAAGAUUGUCUGGCUCGCGUAGGCUAUCUUCUACUCGAAGACCCAGUCUGAGAGAGGAUGACUCACUGAGGGUCGUGUAUAUCAACAAUCCAGAUCGAACUAACAAAAACUUCAACAUGGCAGGGAACACAGUGCGAACCACAAAAUAUACUAUUUUGUCAUUUCUACCAAAGAAUCUGUUCGAGCAAUUCCAUCGCUUUGCAUAUAUUUACUUUCUCUUUAUUGUUAUUCUAAAUCAAAUUCCACAACUUGCAGUUUUUGGAAGAACUGCUUCUCUUUUCCCUCUUAUACUGGUGCUAGUGGUCACAGCUAUCAAAGAUGGUUAUGAGGACUUUGGCCGACGUCGGUCGGAUAAGAGGGAGAAUAAUCGUAAAUCUUUGGUGUUUCAAAUCGAUAAGUUUCAGGAUAAGAAGUGGAAGAACAUUCAGGUAGGAGAGGUGGUGAAAGUCCUUGCCAACGAGACUGUUCCCUGCGACAUAGUCUUGCUUGCUUCAAGUGAUCCAUCUGGAGUUUGUUAUGUCGAAACUCUGAACCUUGAUGGGGAGUCAAACUUGAAGAGCAGGUAUGCGAGGAAGGAGUUCACUGUUGAGCAUCCCGAGCAAAGACCUUUGAAGGGUACUAUUGUAUGUGAGACUCCAAAUAGGAAUAUUUACGAGUUCCAAGGUCGCAUGGAUUUGGGAUCGGGAGUUAUGGUACCGCUGGCGGCUAACAACAUCAUCCUACGGGGUUGUGAGCUGAAGAAUACUGUCUGGGUACUUGGGGUUGUUGUUUAUGCGGGUAGAGAGACAAAGGCCAUGCUAAAUAGCGCUGGAGCUCAGUCAAAACGGAGUAGACUGGAACAUUAUAUGAACAGAGAAACGGGUUGGCUUGCAGUUUUUUUGAUCAUUAUUUGCUUCAUAGGUGGAUUGGGAAUGGGUCUUUGGGUAAACUCCAAUUCUGAUAUAUUAUCAGUCCUCCCUUAUUAUAAAAAACAAGAUCUGACAGGAGAGAAUUACAGAUUUUACGGCGAGUGGGGCGAGGGAGCUAUUGGUUUCUUGAGUUGCAUUAUCAGGUUUCAAAUCAUGAUUCCCUUAUCUUUGUAUAUUUCAAUGGAGUUAGUACGACUUGGACAAUCGUAUUUUAUGACACGAGACAGAGAGAUGUACCAUGAAAGUUCAAAUACAAGAUUCCAGUGCCGGGCAUUGAAUAUCAACGAAGAUUUAGGUCAGGUAAAGUAUCUCUUUUCUGACAAAACGGGUACAUUAACGGAGAACAAGAUGCAAUUUGACUCAGCAAGCAUUGGCGGUGUAGAUUAUAGCUACGCGAAGAUUACUGUUGAUACAGUGCCAGUUAAAGCUGACGGUUCAAUUAGCCCUGCGGACACUGAGAUCGGGAAAAGCAUCAAAGUUGACUCGGAAUUGCGUCGUAUAUUGGAUAGUCCAGAACCCGCACCUGCUCGACAUUUAGUAUGGGAAUAUUUUCUUGUUUUGGCCGCAUGCAAUACGAUUGUUCCAACAUGGGUGAAGAAAUCUGCUUCGGGUCAGUUGGAAAUGGAGGCAGUUAAUGGUAAUGGAGAUAGUUUAGGAUUUAUAGAGUAUCAAGGAGAGUCUCCAGACGAGCAAGCUCUUGUAGCAGCUGCUGCAGCUUACGGAUUCACCCUUCUUGAGAGGACUUCUGCAAGCAUCGUCAUAGACGUCUGUGGAGAUCGGCGGAGGUAUGAAGUAUUGGGGAUUCACGAAUUUGAUAGCGUGAGGAAGCGCAUGUCAGUUGUAGUGGAGGGUCCCGAUAAAGUCAUCAAACUCUUAAUGAAAGGCGCUGAUUCCUCCCUCUUGAGUAUCGUUGGCGAAGGUGGGGAUGAGUACUCAAUUGGAGGAAGUGAGUCAGUGGAUGAGUUACAGCCUUCUGAUGGGGUGAUGAGUGCAACUUUGAAACAUCUGGAUAAUUAUGCCCGUAAAGGUUUGCGGACACUUGUAGUAGCAUCAAAGGUGCUUACUCGGAAAGAGGUUGAGGAUUGGCAUUUUCACUACGUGAAAGCAAGUAGUGCUUUGCAUGAUAGGGUUGGCUUGAUGCGCAAUGCCGCAGAACUGGUGGAGUGCAAUCUUAGUCUUUUAGGUGCCACUGGAAUUGAGGACCAACUUCAGGGUGGGGUUCCUGAAACCAUUCAAUUACUUAGGGAGGCAGGUAUCAAAUUAUGGGUUUUGACUGGUGAUAAGCAAGAGACAGCCAUCUCCAUAGGAUUCUCGUGUCUGCUUCUUACUCGGGAUAUGCAGCAAAUCAUCAUUAAUGAAAGCACAUUUGAAGGUUGUCGCUCUAAGAUUUUAGGUGCAAAGGCGAAGUAUGUCAUAAAACCACCACCAGAAAAAAAGUUGUUUUCAUGGAAACGUCAAAAUGGUAUAGAUGCUGCUAAUAGUGGACAUGAUGAAGUGACUGGAGAAUCAGCAGAUAGUAAUAGCAGGUUCAACCAACCUCUAGCCCUCAUUAUUGAUGGGAACAGUUUGGUACAUGCCUUAACGUCUGCAUUGGAAAAAGAUCUUUAUGAACUUGCAACGGCUUGCAAAGUGGUGAUCUGCUGUCGAGUUGCUCCUUUACAGAAGGCUGGCAUUGUUUCCCUCGUCAAACGGAAAGCUGGGAAGAUGACUUUGGCAGUCGGUGAUGGUGCAAACGACGUCUCGAUGAUACAAAUGGCCGACGUCGGAGUGGGCAUCAGUGGGCAGGAAGGGAGGCAGGCUGUCAUGGCCUCUGAUUUCGCAAUUGGUCAAUUUCGGUUCCUCAAGAAAUUGCUCCUCGUGCAUGGUCACUGGAACUAUGAGCGUUUGGGCUACAUGGUUCUCUACAACUUUUAUCGCAAUGCUGUUUUUGUAAUGAUGCUUUUCUGGUUCAUAUUUUAUGCAGCUUAUUCAGCACAGUCAGCUCUCACUGAUUGGAAUUUAGUGUUCUUUUCCCUUAUUUACACCUCCGUUCCGACAAUAGUAGUAGGCAUACUAGACAUGGAUGUGAAUCAGAAGACACUGUACGUUUAUCCACCGUUAUAUGGGUCUGGCCAGCGAGAAGAAGCUUACAACCAGCGUCUUUUCUGGAUUACCAUGUUGGACACUCUUUGGCAGAGUUUAGUACUCUUUUAUGUCCCUUACUUUAUCUAUAAGGUAACGGAUGUAGACUUGUAUGGUUUGGGCUUAGUGUGGUGCAUGGCAGUUGUCAUCUUGGUAAAUACACAUCUGGCGAUGGACAUCAAGCGAUGGACAUGGAUCGAACAUGUCGCGAUUUGGGCUUCUACUCUUGUGACAUAUAUAUGCCAACUAGUCAUGGAUGCCUUAUUAUCUGUCCCGGACCUUCUCCCUAAUCACUGGGUUGUAUUUCAUAUGAGUGGGUCUGUUAGGUUCUGGUUUACUCUGCUAUUAACUGUUAUAUUAGCGCUGUUGCCACGAUUUUGUGUGAAGUUAUUGAAGCAAUGGUUCUGGCCAUCUGAUCUUCACAUUGCAAGGGAGGCCGAGAUUCUACUUCCUAGUGGUCAACAAGUGACAGACUUGGAGCUUAAUGACGUUCAUCAGUCUAGUUCAAGCUUGAUACAACCCCCUCCGCCAACCGCUGUCUGAAUUGAUUUGUCUGCUGGUAUCAGAUUAUCUCUGAAACUCCUCAAUGCUUCGCUUGAGUGCAGUGAAAGUUCUGUAGCAGCGAAGUGAGUAAAAUUCACCUUAACGCCACUUUAUGUCCUGCUGGUCCUUAAAUCAUAGGCCAAGGGGAGAAUUAACCGAUAGUCGAUUGAAAUUUGAAGGCUAUACACUUAGAUCCUUGUGCGGGCCUUGAAGCAUUUUUUAGUAGCCAUUUCCCAAUGAGCCAUUACGUCUGAGAUACAACGCAAUUGAUUUGUUGGAUAUGUUGCGUGUGCAACCAUUUGUUUUCUUGAGCUGUAUCAAAUUCAAUAGAGACCUCACCUAACAUGAGGCAAAAUCUGUGAUGUUC
Molecule: messenger RNA, 5692 nt
Organism: Physcomitrium patens
Lineage: Eukaryota; Viridiplantae; Streptophyta; Bryopsida; Funariales; Funariaceae
Product: phospholipid-transporting ATPase 1
Biological process (GO): phospholipid translocation
Cellular component (GO): plasma membrane
Molecular function (GO): ATPase-coupled intramembrane lipid carrier activity; ATP binding; ATP hydrolysis activity
Source: RefSeq, a predicted model, not a curated record